This is a messenger RNA of Penicillium brevicompactum, 519 nucleotides long. RefSeq lists its product as uncharacterized. The record is from RefSeq and is a predicted model, not a curated record. The coding region runs from base 1 to 519 and encodes 172 amino acids. NCBI's taxonomy places the organism in Eukaryota, Fungi, Ascomycota, Eurotiomycetes, Eurotiales, Aspergillaceae. The transcript has a single exon.
AUGUCGUUCCGUGCGUGUAUGCCAUCGCAAGCCGUCCGUCCUUUCAGACCCAGCACUACCAUCAACGCUGACAACACAACAAUCACCGAGUUUGACACCGCCGUACAAAUUAUGGGGGUAGUGGUUCUGAAGUAUGAGCAUGGAGGCACAACAAAGGACAGGGAACAGCACUACCAAUUUGCUGGACAUCAAGCCGGCACUUCCCAUGAUUUCCAAGGGGGAAACAGAGGCUAUUUGCCAAAUUUUCCCCAAUCGACAGAUCUUGCUCCACCGGAUCGCUCACCCGCAGCCAAAUCGAGCCACUGGGGUCUGUCCAACCCAGCAAUAUCGCCAUUACAGAGCAUUUCUGUAGCUAAUAACGUGCUCUGGCUGCUAAAUUCUGUCUCGAUCCUGGCUACUGCAGCUAAUGUUGCUCUGUCAUACUUCAAAGACCUAAUCUCUACAGCCGAGUCUAUCACUCCGGAUCCUCACUUUCUAUGGUACCUGUCAGCCACUUUCACUACGCCUCCUGCAAUAUGA